AUGACGACCUUACACACCUUGCUUCACUGCCAUCGUGACUCGUAUCAACUACAACAUCAUGACAACCUGCUCAAUAAUGUGCCGUCUGAAAAGCUCUCCAUGCAGGGCUGGGCUCGAGCUGAUCUUAAUUUCUUGUCCCUUCUGUAACAGUGGGUGGGCUCGUCUUGCGGCUUACACGGACCAUAUAUCUUCUAUAAAGCCUUUAAAUUUCACCGGGGCGGCAAGCCCAGGAUCCUGGCUCUGGGAGACUUUUUCUUCGUGCGCUGCAGACCCGAGGAGCCCGUGUGCAUAGCGGAGCUGCAGCUCCUCUGGGAGGAGAGGACGAGCAGGCAACUUUUAUCCAGCUCCAAACUUUAUUUCCUACCCGAGGAUACUCCCCAGGGACGCGCGGCGGCUCAGCAUGGAGAGCAUGAGGUCAUCGCAGUGUCAGAGAAGGUGAUCGUGCGGCUGUCGGACCUGGUGAAGUGGACGGUACCGGACUUCUCAGGAUGGGACAACGGUCUGAAGGUGGAGCCCCUCAAACCCUCUGUGCUCCGGGAGCUGGGGACCAACGGCAGGCGGGAGGCCCUCCACCGCUACCGGGAGAGCACCCUGACCAGUGGACUCAACUUCAAGGAUGUACAGAGGGAGCGAGCGCAGCUGGGCCAGGAAGAGGACGGGCGGAAGGUUUUAGUCCUGAGUUACCCGCAGUACUGCCGCUACCGCUCCGUUCUGGCUCGGCUCAGAGAGCAGCCCUCCUCGCUGCUCAUAGACCACACAGUGCUGGCGCUGGGCGGCAUCGCCGCGCUGGGCGGCAGCACCAGGAUCCUGUACUGCCGUGACACCUUCGAGCACCCCACCCUGCUGCAGAACGAGAGCAUCUGCGACGAGUUUGCUCCCAACCUGAAGGGGCGACCUCGAAAGAAGAAGCUUUCCAUCUCUCAGAGGAGGGACUCCCAGGGUCAGGCUCCCAGUCAAGGCUCCUCAGGGUCAACAGCUGUAGCAGCUCAGGACCCCUCAAGUCCAGAGAGCAAAACGACAACCAAGGUUAAGCCCGGCUAUAAAGCAGUACCUAAUGGAAAACUAGCCACGUCAGCUAAACAAAAGCCCGCCGGCCUUGGGAAGAAAUCCUCGACCGAGGAGAGGGAACGAGAGAAGGAGAAGGAGGAGAAGAACGAUGAGGAAACAUCAGAGGAGAGCCGAGCGGAGGAGCAGUCUUUCUUAGUCGCUCUCUACAAGUACAUGAAAGAGCGAGACACGCCCAUAGAGAGGAUCCCCUUCCUCGGCUUCAAACAGAUCAACCUUUGGACCAUGUUUCAAGCUGCUCAGAAACUCGGAGGAUAUGAGUUGAUCACAGUCCGCAGGCAGUGGAAACAUGUGUAUGAUGAAUUGGGUGGCAACCCCAGCAGCACAAGUGCCGCCACCUGUACACGGAGACACUACGAGAGGCUCCUCCUUCCUUACGAGAGGCACCUUAAAGGUGAGCAGGACAUGCCCCUCCCCUUGACCAAACCCAGGAAGCAGGAGAGCAGCCAAGAGAAGACAUCUGCAGCUGGAGCCAAAACAAAAUCAGUUGUGGCCAAGAAACUGAAAGGCUCCAAGUUAGGGAGUAAAAAGGACAAAAGAGAAACAAAAGCAGAACAAACACAGCAGGACUCGAUGGAGAAAGACGUGAAUGACGAACUCUCCAUAGCCGUGAAAAAGGAGUCGUCUCUCCAAGAUGAACCGAUUGUAAUAGAGGAGGAAGAGUUGCAUCUCACCCUGAAGAAAGAGGAGUCGCUGACGGAGGAGCAGCCACCCUCACUUGACUGCAGAACCCCACAUGGAGGUUUCUCCCUCCGCACGGGUCCUUCUCCUCAACCUGAAUGGAGGCAAAUCAGUGAGGCCCUCAAAGCGAAACUCGUCGGCGAACAGCAAACCGAAGGGAACUUCAUUCCAAAACAUCCUUACCUGCCUCAUCGCUGGGAUCAGACUAAACCUGCUGUGCACGUUGCUCUGCCUGAGCACUUCUCUAAGGUCAAAGACUCCAUUGAAAAUCACGGCGGGAGAGUGGGCAAGGUGCUGCCGAUGUGUAAGCAGGCAGAUGAACAGUGUUUAGACCUGAGCUCAGAUUCUUUCCCAGAGAAAGAGGACUAUGGUAUGAUUAAGAAGGAGUCUACCCAGGGCUCUGGACAGACAGCUGCCUACUGCAAAGCUAGCCAGGGGGUCAUGUCUCCUUUGGCCAAAAAGAAGCUCCUCUCCCAAGUGUGCGAUUCUAAUGCUUACUCCUUUUCUCUGCAGUCUCCACCUCCCACAGCCAUCUCCUCUCUCCCGGUCGUAUUGGUUUCCGAACAUGAGAAAGAGAAGAGAAAAGGUGAAGAGGAGGUGGUGAGGCAGAGACGCAACGGUUUGUCCGACAGCGUCCUCGAGGUAGCCCCCAUAUUUAGGCCAUCGGUCAUCCAGCAUGCCCAGAGCAGCAAGGCUCACCAACAGAGCACGGGUGGGCAGUCAGAGAGGAGCACUGUCGGGGAGGCGUCAGACGCCUACAGCUGCCGGACAAGCCAUCACAUUCAGUCCCAAUCCAGUGUGCCGUGGCAGCCGUACCUCCCCCAAAUUCAGACCCAAGACGGCGUGGAAACCACUGAGGAGAAGUUACUCCAAGGCCCAGCCGCUCAGUCCAGGAGCUAUGCAGGCGACUGCUACUCUUCCCCUCACCUCCACAGCUUAUACAGACAAACUGAGAGCUGCCUGAGCCAAGAGAGGAUGGCUGGCUUCAGCAGUGGAGAGCGGAGAGAGCACUAUCGCAGGGACCGUGAGGGCAGUCAAAGCUUUACCUGUGGCAGCCUGGAGCAGGAGGGCUUGGCCUACAGGUCUCACUACAGUGACAGGACUCAAACACGUAGAGAGAACGGAGAGGCCGAGGACGAGCCCAGAGACUUCACCAUUUCAAAGCCUCUCUCGCAGAGGGUUUCCUCCUUCUCCAAGACUCCUUUCUGUGGUCUCUCCUAUCCCAUCAUGCAUCAUGGUUUGGAUUCCCAUCCUAAAGCAUGCAGAGUUACACCUAUGACAAUCUCUCCCCCCAAACAGAGCUCAUCUGAGCAGUCACAGACGUUUCCUAGCUCCAAAGCUUCAGGUGACCUGCCCCUCAGUACUUCUAUUCGACCCAGUAAGCGAAGCCUCGCGGAACCCGAGAGCGACAAUCCCCCAGAACGUAAAGUGCGCGUAGUGACACCUAUCCAUCCUGCCAGCACAAUCCGACGCAGCGACCCGGAGGAGCUGAAACCCGCAGAGCCGGCUCUUGCCAUUCACCUCAACAAUCAUCUACCCGAAGGCCACCCUACAACCUCCUUCCCCCCACAUCACGCUGCGCCCCUCUACGCUGGUAUUUACCCCCACGGUACCCUGGUGUCACCGGGCGCUCAGGACGGGCUCCAGCAGCACCCAAGUCUGCAGUACCUGAAAAGCCAGUCGGCCGUGUCCCCCCUCGUGCCCUCGUUUGCCAUCCACUCCAUGAUGCUCCACAGGCAGCUGUUGGCCUCCAGCCCCAGCCCGCACCACUUCUACAGACAGCCAGGUGGGGCGUCGCUGUACGGGGACUUGUUGCACCACCUCUACCCUCUCUCCACCCUCCCACCACCCCAGCUGUCAUCGGUACACCCCAGCACCAGACUGUGA
Molecule: messenger RNA, 3633 nt
Organism: Nematolebias whitei (Rio pearlfish)
Lineage: Eukaryota; Metazoa; Chordata; Actinopteri; Cyprinodontiformes; Rivulidae
Gene: arid5b
Product: AT-rich interaction domain 5B
Exons: 10
Biological process (GO): regulation of transcription by RNA polymerase II
Cellular component (GO): nucleus
Molecular function (GO): transcription cis-regulatory region binding
Source: RefSeq, a predicted model, not a curated record